This is a messenger RNA of Asparagus officinalis (garden asparagus), 933 nucleotides long. RefSeq lists its product as uncharacterized. The transcript has 2 exons. Bases 1 to 933 code for a protein of 310 amino acids. Lineage: Eukaryota; Viridiplantae; Streptophyta; Magnoliopsida; Asparagales; Asparagaceae. The record is from RefSeq and is a predicted model, not a curated record.
AUGGUCCAUUGUAACCGUCGUAGAGACUACAAACUGUUUUAUGUGAAGAAAAUUGGUCGUGCACAUAGUUGUCUCGGAGGAGGCAUAGGAGAGAAGGGACAUCCACGGGCAUCUCGCAAGUGGGUUGCAAAUAUUGUGAAAUCCAUACUAAAAGAACAACCCACCUAUCGUGCAAUUGAUCUUAAAAAGAAGCUUCUAAGAGAGUUUGGUGUUGAUAUCCCCUAUGGAACAGCUUGGUGUGGGAAAGAGCUUGCUCAACAGGAGUUAUAUGGGUAUGCAAAACAUUCAUAUGAACAACUUAGAUGGUACAUGGAUAAAGUUAUGGAAACUAACCCAGGAUCAAUCAUCCAUCUAGAAUACGAAGGUGGCAGUUUUACUAGAUUUUUUAUCUCAUAUUAUGCUUGUUGGAAGGGUUUUGUCGAUGGAUGUAGACCAAUUCUAUUCUUAGAUGACACCCAUCUUUUUGAUAGGUACAAAGGAACUCUACUUGUUGCUACUGCUUUGAAUGGAGAUGGAGGAAUGUUUCAUGUCGCUCUCUGCAUUUGUGGAACUGAUAAUGAGAAUGAUCCAUAUACUCCAAAUGAUGAGCUGGUUAUAAUCUCUGAUCGAGACAAAGGACUUCAAAAUUCCGUCAAGAAUUGCUUCCCAUGUUCAUGUCAUAGUUAUUGCAUCCGCCAUUUAAUAGCCAAUUAUAAGAACAACUUGUCAAAGAAAGGGUUAUCAACACCACUUAGGGAUGACUGUGUUCAUAUUAUGAAGAGAGCUGCCUAUGCCUACACAAUGCAUGCUUAUCAUAAUGAAUGUAACGAGCUCAAGAAUAAGUCAGCUAUUGCUUUCAAUGAAAUGCUGAAUAUGAGCCCACAGAACUGGGCUAAUUAUUAUUUUCCUGGAACGAGAUCACCAUUUUUACAUAUUUUUGGUCUUUGUGACUGA